AUGCGUGAUACGUCAAGCGAGGAAGUCGAAAAUGUGAUGAGUUUAUGGAAUCCGUCGAUAAGAAGGUCAUUAUUACUUCCUAGACCUCCUUAUUCGUAUCGACAGUGGGUUAUUAUGGGAUUUGUACCUCGUAGUAACGAUUAUAAGGUUGUCGCCUUUGGUGGUUAUUUUUCUACUAAUGUAACGUCCUUUGCAAUUUAUUCACUCAUUGAUCAUCGUUGGAGGAUCGAGACCAUGACUAAGGUUAAUCGCAAUGUUAGUGUGAAGAGAUUGCAAUGUGGAGGUGGGUAUGUUUAUUUGGAUGGGGUUGCGUAUUGGAUAGGAGGCUUUCCAAACGAACCUGAAUACGAGAGUCAUGUUGUCUGCUUUGAUUUUGAUGUCGAGGAGUUCAGUUUUGUUGAGUUGCCCGAUGCAGGGGAAGAAGUGACUGGUAGGAUCGCGUUUCUCCUUGAUGAGUCGUUAGCUGUUUUCAGUGUUUCUUCUAAAAAGAGCUGUGUAUGGGUUAUGGAAAAGGAUGGUAAAGGAAAGGAGACGUGGAGGGUGUGGUUUUCAGGGGACUCGAAUUCAGAGGCUUCCGAUUUCAUCAAAGAUUGCAUUUACAUGAAUGUAGUGAUUCUUCAUGUUAAGAACACUGAUUUGAUAUUUGUAGUACUCUCUGGAAACGCAUAUUACUAUAACAUCAGGACUCAGCAAUUAAAACAGUGCGAAAAAACUAUUCGCCGUUUAGAUUCUGUUUGUACUUAUGUUGAGAGCUUGGUGUUGCACUAG
Chenopodium quinoa (quinoa) is the source of this 768-nucleotide messenger RNA. Its product is annotated as putative F-box protein At3g25460. The record is from RefSeq and is a predicted model, not a curated record. The transcript has a single exon. Gene Ontology annotation, molecular function: protein binding. Bases 1 to 768 code for a protein of 255 amino acids. Lineage: Eukaryota; Viridiplantae; Streptophyta; Magnoliopsida; Caryophyllales; Amaranthaceae.